Miscanthus lutarioriparius is the source of this 1029-nucleotide messenger RNA. The record is from the annotation of a GenBank genome assembly. Lineage: Eukaryota; Viridiplantae; Streptophyta; Magnoliopsida; Poales; Poaceae.
AUGGCAAUCUCUCAGGUGCAUCCAGAAGGCAAAUAUAUUGUUGAUGUUGAUAAAAGUAUAGAUAUUGCAAAGCUCACACCUUCCACACGAGUUGCUCUUCGAAGCGGGAGCUAUAUGCUUCAUGUUAUUCUGCCCAGCAAAGUCGAUCCAUUAGUUAACCUUAUGAAGGUUGAGAAAGUUCCUGAUUCUACAUAUGAUAUGAUUGGCGGUCUUGAUCAGCGAAUUAAAGAGAUCAAAGAGGUAAUUGAGCUUCCAAUAAAGCAUCCUGAGUUGUUUGAGAGUCUUGGGAUUGCGCAACCAAAGGGUGUCAUUCUCUAUGGCCCUCCAGGUACUGGAAAAACAUUACUUGCUCGUGCAGUUGCUCAUCACACAGACUGUACCUUCAUUAGGGUGUCUGGUUCUGAGCUGGUUCAGAAGUACAUUGGAGAGGGUUCCCGGAUGGUUCGUGAACUUUUUGUGAUGGCUAGGGAACAUGCACCAUCCAUUAUAUUUAUGGAUGAAAUAGACUCCAUUGGAUCAGCUAGGAUGGAGUCAAGUGGCAGUGGUGAUAGUGAGGUUCAGUGCACCAUGCUUGAGCUUCUGAACCAACUUGAUGGUUUUGAAGCAACGAACAAGAUUAAGAUUCUCAUGGCAACAAACAGGAUAGACAUUUUGGAUCAAGCCCUCCUGAGGCCUGGACGCAUUGACAGGAAAAUUGAAUUUCCAAAUCCAAGUGAAACUUCCCGCUUUGAUAUUUUGAAGAUUCAUUCAAGAAGAAUGAACUUGAUGCGCGGCAUUGAUCCGAAGAAGAUCGCUGCGAGCCUCUGGAGCAGAGCUGAAGCCUCUGCAAUUAGCCAUUUAGGCAGAACUUCAGUCAGAUUUAUCUGUGUCCCAGCCAUCACUUGCUCACAGGCUGUUUGCACAGAAGCAGGAACGUUUGCCCUUCGGGAGAGAAGGGUGCCCGUCACCCAGGAGGAUUUCGAGAUGGCAGUGGCGAAGGUGAUGAAGGAUACAGAGAAGAACAUGUCUCUGCGGAAGCUCUGGAAGUGA